AAAACAGGCAAUCCACGCCGUAUUCUCGCAUUGUGUUUGUUGUAGCUACGCAUCCGCCGUCUAAUUAAUCACAUCGAUCCGUGUCGUCCUUCAUCCGACGAUUCCGACGGCGCUUACAGAUCGAGACGACGAGAUCGAUCCCUCUUCCCAAUCCCCCCUUGCCCUUGCGUUCGCCGCCGCCUUCUCCCUCCCCUCCGCCGCCUCCUCCACCACCAUGUCUCCGCUUUUCCCUUCCUGGUCCGUGCUGGACGGCGACGCGAGCCGUGACGCCGCCGCCUACGCAGAUCAGAGACCACCCUUGCGGUGCCUGCGCUUGGCUACCAAAAGCCGUCACGCGUGGGGGUUCGAUGCCUUGGGCGACAACGUCCAAGCCGGCUUCGACGCCGAAUCGUUGGUGUGGUGUCUGGAUCUGGAAGCGCGCAUCGCCGAUGCCCCAAAACUCUCCUCUUUCUCCCUGAGAGGAGGAGAGAGCAGCAGUGGAGAGAGAUUGUUUCCCUUCGUCCACGCCGUCGACAAGAACAUUGUGGUUUUCACAUCUGACCUGCCUCAAGCUCCUUGUAGCGCCUACAUCAUCUAUGACACAAUUGGCAAGGUGCUCUCCAUGAUCCCUUGUGAACCUUCCUGCUGUGAGGUCAGCCGUACCACACGACUUCUCAUCGCGCGCCGCCACCCCGGCUAUAAUGACCAGUCGUACGCACUGGUUCUCAUGGCCAAGAUGCCCAAGUUCGCCGGCGAGGACGACGCCAAGUUCCGGCGGGGACGACGCCAAGGGCAAGGGGAAGAUGCCGGAGUUCGCUGAGGAAGACGUUCUCACUGGAGACGAGGAAGACGUUCUCACCGGAGAAGACGUCUUCCUGGGCAAGGCCAAGAAGGUGGAGUUCGCCGGUGGAGAAGACGACGGCGACAACGACAUCAACUGGCAAGAUGUCCUUCUCCUGUGGCCUUCGUCGUCCUCUUCGCCGUGGGAGCUGACCAAGACGGCCAACCUACCCAACCAGUGGCUGGACGAUGAGAGCUCGUUCGUAGCCGACCUGACUUUCUCGUUUGAGGGACAUGGUUUUUGGGCGGAUCUCCUGUGCGGCGUACUGUUUUGCUCUUGUGAUGACCUACUCUCCGACAAGGUUGAUCGGGUGGACUUCAGCUUCAUCAAUCUUCCUAUGGGAUAUCAAGCUGAUGUCCGGUACACAGGGCAGGUGGCAGCACCAGAAGUUUAUCGCACCAUGGGUUAUGCUGGGGGAUCCAUCCGAUUCAUCUCCAUCGAUGGAUUCCUUGAGUACAUCAAUCCCGGGGAUCGCUAUGUGACAUUAUGGAGGCUGCUGCUGAAGAGUAACACUUGGGUGAAAGAAUAUGAGAUCAGUCUAAAGGAGUUGUGGAAUCAACAAGAAUUUUGUAAUGCAAACCUGCCGAUGAGUAUGACACCAAUGUACCCCAUCCUGAGCUCGCUAGAGGAACAUAUCAUCUACUUCAUGUUAGGCGAGUUCAACCAAGAUCGGGAUGGGAUCGCCUUCCCAGUCGGUGCUUACUACUUACUUCAGGUUGACAUGAGCUGUGGGAGAAUCGUGUCGUCUGCACCCCUCCCUUCUGCAUGCAGUUUGGCGCCAGUCGUCGGUGGCUCUGAUUUCAUAAGUUACCUCCCUCAUGAUACUCUUUAUGACAGAGAUGUGCUAAGCUCAGUUGUAUCCCAAAGUAUGUCAGGCUGUUAUCAGUUCGGCCCUGCAACUGGUUUGGUAUGAAGGGACUGCAAUCUGGAGGUGGAUUGGGACUGUUGGGCAACUGUAGCAAUUUGGAAGGGAGGCUGCUGGUGACCAUUUUGAAAGGGAAAUUUUGAAAGGGAAGCUAAUAGUAGUUGACACACAUCUUGGUCUUUUAUGUGGGAACACUUUGUUAGCUGUUACACUUGUUCUAUCAUCUGUUCUUAGUACUGAUAUGUUAAUUUAUGGCGCUGGCCGUCAGCCGGUUGUGGUAUGUUAAUCUAUAGAACAUAAUAAUCCUACCUACAAUUUGCCCAUGCUACUGUUACACUGUUCCCAGCUACAGUCUACCAUUGUCGUUGGUCUGAUCAUGAGCUCUGUGCGCAAUCUGGCCGUCCGUGCGGACUGCCUGCCCUCUUUCCCAUUUUGCCCCUGUUUCUUCCUCUUCCAUUCCGUGUUUAUCCUGUCAUCUCUUCCAGUCCACGCAAGCACGCCACUACAUCGCCAAGAUCGAUCCCCUCCCAUCCGCCAUGGUCGAUCCCCAUCCUCCCUCACAGAAAUCGUCGUGCCAUGUUCGAUCCUCGUCUCUCGUCGCAGAAAUCGCUCGCACAGCCGCAUCUUCCGCCGCCACGGCUUCUUUCGUCGCCUUUCUUAGCAGCGGCGCCCUUGGCUCCCUUUCUUCUCCAUGAGCACUGUGUGCAGGUCUGAGGUGGCGUCCAAGAAGAUCGGCAGCAGCGCCCUUGCUUUCCCCUCCUUUGGCAACGAUCUGCAUGCUCCGGUUUACCUUGCUUUUAUUCAGUUCAAGGUUAACACUGCCUCCAUUUUACCGUGUAAGAUUCGAUAUCUCCAUGCAUGAGUGGGUCCUGGUGUAGUCAUGAUCUAUUAAGUAUGGACUUUGAGCCAUGCACUCGAUUAGCCGGAUUUGAUGUAUCAUGUAUGGACUUGAUCUGUGCAUUCCUUCCAUUAACCUUUAUUAGAUUCCUUUUGAUUCUCCUUUACUGAAGAAUUACAGCGGAAGGUGCCACGUUCCAAUUGAGCUUUCUCGUAAUACAUAAUAUUUUUAGUGGGAAAUUGUGAAUCCCUGUUUUGACUUUCAAGAUUUUUUUCACCUCAUCACUCGAGCAUUACUUCUGAUGAUAAGCUGAUAACCUUCUGACAAUCUUUAUAGUUUUGAAGUCUUACAGGUUUUGGGGUCUACCUUCCAUGAAUAUAAUGGCUACUAUUGAAACCAGAAAUAACUCCGUGAUUGGUGUACUGCUUUAACCAAUGCCUGCACAUUCUGGAAGACCAUCGCCAAACCGAUAUCGAUAUCGUACGCACAACUGAGUCAUCUCUGCUAGCUUGGUUCCAAGUGCACCUCUACUAGCUAGCGAUGAUGAGUUCGCUACAUAUUUCCGUUUGUCUUCAAGGCGAUCAAUGCCACAGUGUCUAUAUACCAGUCCAAUUGGUGCUUAUAUUGGCAAUAUUUCCAUUCGGUGCAUUGAUCUUCAGUUCAAGAUAAAUAAUGGUCUGCGUAUGUUCUAUUUUUCUUACCGUUGUCAUUGUCAAAUGUUUGUUGGGGAUGUUACUGAUACACGAGCUUUUGAUCUACACAAAUGCCAUGGUGGUUGUUACCUCUAACCAUAUUAUAUUACCAUUGCAUUUAUAUCUUAAGAUUUAAAUUGCAUUUCGACAUAAAGGGAUUAUGAUAUUUUAAAAUUUUUCUAAUUUACGUUUGGUAUACCAUGACAAUAAUAUAGCAGUUUAGGUUUUUAGUUAAUUGUAUUGGUUGAGAAUGAGUUGGAGUUGUUUUGUUGGAUUUCUAUCGUUACAAUUGUUGCUUUCAAUUGUGUACGAGAAAAUAUUUCAAACUUAACUUGACAGGCCAUAUAUAUUCUGCAGUAUAUUUUACACACCCAUUGGCUUGGAAACUAAGUCUAACUAGCAUAUUUUAUUUGAUUCAACCACUCUUUUGUUGAUUAAAUAAUGGUUAGUUUGUCCCAGAUUAUUUGAAUUUCUACAUAUAUAAUUGAUCGCCUUUUUUCAUGACUUUCUUUUAGUAGAGUUUAUGGUUUGAUGCAUGUGGUUUACUAUCUGCUACGUAUGUUAACUUAAAAAGGAAUCUGAGCUUGUAAUAGUUGUGUGCUACUAUUGUCAUUUUAACAUGGGUCUAUAUUGUAACUGGGAUCUACCUGAAGUUGAGUUGGUGGUUCUACUAUUUUGUAAUCACGAUGAAGUUGACUUGGUUCUGCCAUUAUGUAAUCUCAAGCGAUAUGCUGAUUUUUUUUUCUUA
Molecule: messenger RNA, 3963 nt
Organism: Oryza sativa Japonica Group (Japanese rice)
Lineage: Eukaryota; Viridiplantae; Streptophyta; Magnoliopsida; Poales; Poaceae
Source: RefSeq, a predicted model, not a curated record